Glycine soja is the source of this 1747-nucleotide messenger RNA. Its product is annotated as metal tolerance protein 11-like. Bases 137 to 1327 code for a protein of 396 amino acids. Lineage: Eukaryota; Viridiplantae; Streptophyta; Magnoliopsida; Fabales; Fabaceae. Gene Ontology annotation, cellular component: membrane. Gene Ontology annotation, biological process: monoatomic cation transport; transmembrane transport. The record is from RefSeq and is a predicted model, not a curated record. Gene Ontology annotation, molecular function: manganese:proton antiporter activity. The transcript is spliced from 6 exons.
AUCUGCUACGGCUGUUGUUAUAACAAGCACCAACCACAACGACUUUUCUUGGUCUCUACUUCGCAUUUCCGUUCUUUGCUUUUCUCGGGCUACGAAAAACGACGUCGUUUUCCCAAUUUUCCCCGGCGACCGGGAAAUGGUGGAGCCGGUGGAGCUUCGCGGCGAGGAGCAGCUCUCGUUGCUGUCAGAUUCCAGCAAUGGUGACCGGUCGUGGCGGUUGAACUUCGACGGGUUUCAGCUAUCUUCGGAGCACACGGAGAAGCAAGUGAAACCCCCUCGCGGACUCCAUGACUGUUAUGGGGUUCUUGGUCAAGAAGAUAAUAUUGCGGAGUACUAUCAGCAGCAGGUAGAAGUGCUUGAGGGCUUUACUGAAAUGGAUGCUUUAGCAGAGCGUGGUUUUAUUCCUGGAAUGUCAAAGGAGGAGCAAGACAAGUUAGCAAGAAGUGAGACUUUUGCCAUUAGAGUGUCAAACGCAGCAAACAUGGUUCUUUUUGUUGCCAAAGUUUAUGCAUCAGUCAGAAGUGGUUCCCUAGCCAUCAUUGCAUCCACGUUAGACUCACUUCUUGACCUCCUUUCUGGAUUCAUCCUCUGGUUCACUGCAUUUUCCAUGCAAACACCAAACCCAUAUCAGUACCCUAUAGGAAAGAAACGGAUGCAACCAUUGGGAAUUCUUGUUUUUGCCUCUGUUAUGGCGACACUUGGACUGCAGAUAAUCUUGGAGUCUACCCGCACAUUAAUAUCUUCUGAAAAUGCAUUCAACUUGACCAGGGAACAAGAGCGCUGGGUUGUGAGCAUUAUGCUUUCAGUGACUUUGGUGAAAUUCCUGCUGAUGAUUUAUUGUCGUUCUUUUACCAAUGAGAUUAUUAAAGCCUAUGCCCAGGAUCACUUUUUUGAUGUGAUCACUAAUGUCAUUGGCCUUAUUGCUGCACUUUUGGCAAAUUAUGUUGAUGAUUGGAUGGACCCUGUCGGUGCUAUCAUUCUGGCUUUGUACACCAUUCGCACAUGGUCAAUGACAGUGUUGGAAAAUGUUAAUUCCCUGGUUGGAAGAUCAGCAGCACCAGAAUAUCUUCAGAAACUUACAUACCUAUGCUGGAACCACCACAAGGCUGUGAGGCACAUUGAUACAGUUCGGGCAUACACAUUUGGAUCUCACUACUUUGUUGAGGUUGAUAUUGUCCUGCCAUCGGAUAUGCCCUUGCAAGAGGCUCAUGAUAUUGGGGAAUCGUUGCAAGAAAAGCUUGAGCUUUUGCCCGAGAUUGAGCGUGCUUUUGUUCAUCUUGAUUAUGAGUACAGUCACAAACCUGAGCAUGCUCAAGCACACUCUUAGCAGCAAUCAGGAAAGCACUGCCUUCUUGUUUAUUUCAGUUGCCCUUUCAUCUCCCGUCAGUUGUAAAUUUGAACCAUUUCUGGUUGUUCAGAAUCUGAACUUAAGUGCAAGUCACUGAGAAGUUGCUAGCUAUCAAUCUCAACUUUCUGGCAGCCCUGAUAAUAUUCCAAAUGUAUAUCACGAUAGGCUUAUCAGGCAAGACCCUUUCAGAUUCCAUUUAGGGGAAAUAGAAUUUGCUACCUUCUUUUCCAUUCCCCCUUUUUUGUACAGUGCACUCUUUUUACCUUAAUUCAGGAUUUAAGGUGUGUGUGUGCUGGUGUUUGUUAAUUUCUAACAUGUGCAAGUAUAUAAUAUAAUACAAUGGAGUGGAUUUCUUAUUAAAAUGUAAGGAUUACAUAACAUACUUUUUACGGGUGUCAA